UUGUCAAAAGGCAGCUGCCGAGCCCGAAGCCCCGGUUGCGCCCAGCAUCGUGUCCACUCGCCAGACCAGAUUCUUUCGGUCAGACUUAUCUGUGAGACUUCCCGGGACAGCAUCCUGAGGCCCUAGUCGUCCCUGCUCCUUCAGGAAGGUUCUCCACAAAAGAACUCCCACCAGCUCUCCCCCAGGAAGGGAAAGGUGGCCGACGGCUAUGCUGAGGGCGUCAGCUGCCUCCGGCAGUGACUCUCACCCUGACUGUGGCCUGCCUGCUGCCCUUACGAGGAUGGAGGCGAUGGCAGCCAACACUUCCCUGCCUGACCCUGGUGACUUUGACCGGAAUGUGCCUCGGAUCUGUGGAGUGUGUGGGGACCGAGCCACCGGCUUCCACUUUAAUGCUAUGACCUGCGAAGGCUGCAAAGGUUUCUUCAGGAGGAGCAUGAAGCGGAAGGCACUGUUCACCUGCCCCUUCAGUGGGGACUGCCGCAUCACCAAGGACAACCGGAGACACUGCCAGGCCUGCCGGCUCAAACGCUGUGUGGACAUCGGCAUGAUGAAGGAGUUCAUCCUAACAGAUGAGGAGGUGCAGCGUAAGAGGGAGAUGAUCAUGAAGAGGAAGGAGGAAGAAGCCUUGAAGGACAGCCUGAGGCCCAAGCUCUCCGAGGAGCAGCAGCGAAUCAUCACCAUCCUGCUGGAUGCCCACCACAAGACCUACGACCCCACCUAUACCGACUUCAGGGAUUUCCGGCCUCCAGUUCGUACAGAUGGGAGUGCAAGGAGCUACACUCAAAGGCCCACACUCAGCUUCUCCGGGGACGACUCCUCCUCCAGCCCUGACCUGUACACCACCUCACUGGACAUGAUGGAACCAUCCAACUUCAACCUGGAUCUGAAUGAAGAGGACGCUGACGACCCUUCUGUGACUCUGGAUCUGUCCCAGCUCUCCAUGUUGCCCCACCUGGCUGACCUCGUCAGUUACAGCAUCCAGAAGGUCAUCGGGUUUGCCAAGAUGAUCCCAGGAUUCAGGGACCUCACUUCUGAAGACCAGAUUGUGCUGCUUAAGUCAAGCGCCAUCGAGGUUAUCAUGUUACGCUCCAAUCAGUCCUUCACCAUGGAUGACAUGUCCUGGGACUGUGGCAGCCAGGACUACAAGUAUGAUGUCUCCGAUGUCACCAGAGCUGGGCACACCCUGGAGCUGAUUGAGCCCCUCAUAAAGUUCCAGGUGGGGCUGAAGAAGCUGGACCUCCAUGAGGAAGAACACGUCCUGCUCAUGGCCAUCUGCAUCGUCUCUCCAGACCGGCCUGGGGUACAGGACCCCAAGCUGGUUGAAGCCAUCCAGGACCGCCUAUCCAACACUCUGCAGACCUAUAUCCGCUGCCGCCACCCACCCCCAGGCAGCCACCAGCUCUAUGCCAAGAUGAUCCAGAAGCUGGCUGACCUUCGAAGCCUCAACGAGGAACACUCCAAACAGUACCGCUCCCUCUCCUUCCAGCCGGAGAAUAGCAUGAAGCUCACGCCCCUCGUGCUGGAGGUGUUCGGCAAUGAGAUCUCCUGACCAGGGUGGCCCGAGGUGGUGCCUGGGUGGGGCCUCUCCUCCAGGGCCCUGUGCCCAGGCCCUCGGCUGAUGGCAGCUCAGCAGUGCCUCCUUCCCCUUCCAGAGUUCAGUCCUCCCUCUGGCCCAUCCUUUCUCCUGCCCAGCCAGACACCAGCUCUCCUCCUGCAGACCACAGGUCCUGCCUGUUCCUUGAGACCUCUGCUAUGAGAGGCCUGCUGCUUAUUUGACAAAGAAACUCAAGUGGGGGUAGAGGGCAGAGGCUGAAGGCAGAGACGGGCCCAGGGAUGCCCCUACCACAAGGGGCUGCUGCUUGUGUCAAGGGAGGCAGGCAGGAGAGAUGUGCCCAUUCCUCAGGGAUAGGUACCUGCACCUCCCCCAAUUCUAGCCCUACCUGCUCAGAGCCUGCUGGGAAAUCCUACCCCCGCCUACAAAGGGUACACAACCUACCCACAAUCCCCCCCCCUGGCCCCAUCUCAUCCUGCUGCCAGUCUGUGCUAUUCCGUCCCAGGGUAGUAGGUCACUAUGGGGUCUCCUUCCUUUGCUAUUAUACUCUAAACUCAUUCACUGCCAAGAUGACCAAAUACACUGCCACGCUAACCGAGGAGAACUCGCCUAGCCCUACAGUUCCCUGAGAUUCUGCCAUGGUCAUCCACAGGGCCAGUACCGCUGGCACACUGGGUUUCUUCCCUGUCCCCAGAACCAGGGAAUGCAGGGCCCAAGCAAUGAAGAACGGAGAAAGCCAGCCUCCCAGCAGGGCAAUGAACGGAGGCCCAUCUGUCCUUGCCGCCUAGCCGAGGGUUCCGAAGCCUGGAGCUAUUGGGACCUCUCCCCUCACCUGACAAUUUGUGUCAGGACCAAAUUGUCCCCAACUUUGAGAACACCCCAGCUCUGUCUUCACCCCUACCCUGCCAGUGCCUUACCACCUAUCCUGGAAAACCCUUUUGCUUUGGCCUCCCAGGGCCUCACAAUUUGCUCACCAAGAGUAUCCCAGAAGCCAUCUCAGCUUCUCCACCCACCCCCCACCUGUCAACAGAGGCCUGUGAAGUGGGCAGGUGAUGCUAGGUCCAUAGCUUCAAACUCCAUCUCUUCCUCUGUAGCAGCCCAGCCCAGGUCCUUGGAACCACAAUCUCACUUACACCAGAUAAACAUGCUGAUUAUGGGUUGUGGGUGCGGGGGACCCUUACAGAAAUGGUUUUUUCAUAGGGGGACUCAUAGAAUGUCCUUCAAAUGAAUGCUUAAUUUGGGGGACACAGCUGUAUUGCAUGCACCAAUAGUGUGCUGAGGUCAGUGGGAACAUGGCCCUGUGAGCCCCAGCUGUGUCCUUCUAUCCACAUUUUUUAUCCCCUGAAAACAGAUGUAACCUUGCAAGAACCAUUGGCAUCCACCUGGCCCCAUGGUUCCCAGAAUUCAAAUGGAAAAACAUCUGAAAGCCUCAUUCCCGUAUUUCAGAAUGGCCUACAGAAGGCUUAGAUCAGAGUUGUUUUCAGAAUUAGACUGCACCUUGUACUGUGUUCUAACGCUGAGGGUGGCAGCGCCUGAUUCAGAAUUGGUGUGUGUGUGUGUGUGUGUGUGUGUGUGUGUGUGUGUGUGUGUGCGCGCGCCUGUGUGUGUGUGAAAACACUGUACAUUAAUGACUGUUGUUACUGCACAAAGCAAUAGAGAGAGACCUUUGAUUUCAACUGCAGGACACAUUGAUCCAGCUUAUUAUUCAUGGAAGGGAAAGUUUGAACUGCUAAGCUAGUUCAACCCCUUGAUAAUGAGAACCUGACAUUAGAGGAGAGCGUGGAUUACCCAGGCUCUUACAAUGAGAAAUAGACCCAGGCCUGGAGAAAAUUUCAGCUUACGGUCUUGGACCUGUUUCCACUGCUCUGGUAGCUGAGCCGGGAUGUCAGGAGGCCCUGGAUAUUAGCGCCUCCAGAGACUAUCAGUUACUUCGCCCAAGGGCCCCCCACCACUGAGGCAGAGCCCAGAGGGGGUCAGAAGCUGGGAGGAAAAGACAACAGGGCCAGUUGCAUCCAAGAAGCUGAACUGAGAGGGAAGGGCAUUGUCUCGUUUGUUUAUUCUGGAUGUACAAAGGUGGGCCUUGAAAGAGCUCACACCUCUGAGGUGUAUUAUUAGGCCGGAAGGGAAACGGACACCACCAUGAAAAGCCAGCAGGAUUUCAUGAGAUAGGAGGCUCCCCCUACUGCCUAAGUGGAAGAAAGCCGAGUCCAAACCAGGCCAACAACGGUGGUGGGGAUAGAGAAAUCUGGCGAGGUUGGACAUCAAGCAUCAGUAGAAGGCUCUGAUGAGCUUCCCAAGAGAUUUCCAAAGAGGAAAGAAAACGUUUUUCCAGGAGCUUGUCAAAUAAACCAAUGAAAAAGCUUUGCCGAUGGUAAUAGAAGCAGCUCAUAGUCACACAGCACUUACCCUGUGACAAACACCGCUGUAAAUAAACGCCUCGUGAAAAGCCA
Psammomys obesus (fat sand rat) is the source of this 4002-nucleotide messenger RNA. It is a transcript of the gene Vdr, whose product is annotated as vitamin D receptor. NCBI's taxonomy places the organism in Eukaryota, Metazoa, Chordata, Mammalia, Rodentia, Muridae. The transcript has 10 exons. Gene Ontology annotation, molecular function: vitamin D response element binding; nuclear receptor activity; zinc ion binding. Gene Ontology annotation, cellular component: nucleus. Bases 209 to 1549 code for a protein of 446 amino acids. The record is from RefSeq and is a predicted model, not a curated record. Gene Ontology annotation, biological process: cell differentiation; positive regulation of transcription by RNA polymerase II; negative regulation of transcription by RNA polymerase II.